This is a messenger RNA of Owenia fusiformis, 1241 nucleotides long. Lineage: Eukaryota; Metazoa; Annelida; Polychaeta; Sabellida; Oweniidae. The record is from the annotation of a GenBank genome assembly.
AGUCAAUACAAUACAGAGCAGCGCAAGCUGUUUUACAAUUAAAGUGUAAACCCGCAAGACCAGCCUUAUUGGGAGAUCUCGGUUGGUCUCCCAUUGACCUCACAAUUGAAAAACGACAAAUUGCCUACUUUAAAUACCUAAAGUUUGACCUAGCCCAUUCAUCCCUACCCCAUAAGGUUUUAACUCAUUUGAUAAACCAACAUAGUGAAGGUAAUGAAGCCCCUUGGAAAUAUGUGUCUAACAUAAAGUCUAUUUUAAUCAAGAGGGGCCUUGAUGACGUUCUUUUUCGAGAUGACUGUGAGUGGUACAAUACCUAUGAAUGCAUUUGUAGACAGGAACGCACCACUAAUUUUAUUGAUGACAUUUCCCAUUAUAAAUCUCUAAAUACUUAUUCCACCUUUAAGAACCAUCCAUACCAAGAAAAUUAUCUAAAACAAGACUUUGAUUUUUAUGGUUCUAGACUCAAAUUUCUUGCAAGAACCAACAAUUUUUGCCUUGAAUCCAAUUACUCUGUAUGGGGCAAAAGUGAUGGCAAAUGUAAACUUUGUAGUUUGAAUGUACAUGAAGACUUACAGCAUAGGUUGCUGCUGUGUGAACAUUUUAAAGAAGAACGUGAAUCCUUUUUCCACACUGUUUGUAAGCAAUGUCCCCCCGAUUUGUUUUCUGAUUUCAUUAAGGGCAAUCUGACUGAAAAAUUGACCUUUAUUUUUGGUGAUGAGACUUUUUCAAAAUGGGGGCAAGACUAUUUUAGAUUAUUUGAUAGCAUUGUAAAACGCUUUUUAACCCAAGUGUACAAGCCCAGAGAUUUAUGUCUUUGAUUAUUUUAGUAUAUGCAACAUUGUUUUAAAGAAAUUAUAACAUGACUUUGUAUUCUAUUCAUAUUGUAUAGUUGUAUGUAGCCGCACUGGAUAAUAAUCCAUGUGCCACUGUUAUAAAAGUGUUGGCAAAUAAAUAAAUAAAAAUAAAUAUCGGCGCUUUUGAAAGCACACACGUGGCACUUAUUCCGAGGAACUGAAAUAACAAAAUAUAUGAAUAGUCAUGUAGUACAAACACUCAUCUUCAAAAUACUAACGCGAUUAUUUUCAGAAGCACAGACAAAUUAUUAAGCAACAAAACAUGUGAAAUGUGAACACUAUUACAAGACAAUUCAAAGUCGUUAAUUUUAUCACGUCUAAAACGUUAUCUUUACAAUUCCAAAACGUUAACAUGCUUAUUAUAAGACACAUCCAUGACGUUAUGUU